Suillus plorans is the source of this 2025-nucleotide messenger RNA. RefSeq lists its product as uncharacterized. The record is from RefSeq and is a predicted model, not a curated record. The transcript has 5 exons. The coding region runs from base 1 to 2025 and encodes 674 amino acids. Gene Ontology annotation, molecular function: protein binding. NCBI's taxonomy places the organism in Eukaryota, Fungi, Basidiomycota, Agaricomycetes, Boletales, Suillaceae.
AUGUCCUCCUGGAGUAACUCAAUACAACAUGCUCCUGGCCUCGUGCCAAUAUCAACGGACACCGCAAGUUUCCAUUAUUUCGCAGUUCUCGUCGGAUUAGGUCCCCAUCUUUCUGUCCGGUUAACUUUCACUCAUAAAGAGUUCAGCGACAACCACUGGCCAUCUUUAUCUCGCUCAGCUAGAGACGAUACCACCACUAUCAUCGCUGAUCGCCGUGGUUCAAAGUUACCCGAUGUGACUGCCGCCUUUCUUACUCGGCCAUCUAGCGUAUCAUCCUCGACGUCCUCAUCACCAACGUCCCCUCCUCCACCUUAUGAAGCGAUUCAUUUCCUAUCUCAACCGGUUUCGCAAUGCAUUCCAGGUUUUGUCCCAACGCCGUCUGCCAACGGCGGACCGCCUCGUCGUCGUGAAAACUCUGCGCUAUCCAUGACACGAUACAAUGUCGACCACUCGCUCUCAGGAGGAAGUUCAACUUCGGGUGUGUCCAUCCCUCAUUUGAGGGAGGCACUAGACUCCCUGGAUACUCAGAUGGCAUCCUUGCUCAACCAGCGCCAGGAGCUAGAGUCGCACCUGGAUCAAGUUGUUCGAUCCCAAUCUCCUAUCCAUCGAAUUCCAGAAGAACUCCUUUCGUCGAUAUUCGUUGCAGGAGUGUGUAAUAUAGGAGAGGAUGACCCACUAUUGGUAGCGACCUUAAUGUUGGUCUGCCGAUAUUGGAGGGACGUCGCCAUCGACACCCCAGAACUGUGGGCGGAUAUCUGCGUGAGUCCGCACGACUCCCUUGAAAAAGCGCAUCGCAAGCUCGCACGUUCAAAAUCGGUACCUCUUGAUAUCACGAUCAACUUCACUCCUCGAGUUGACAAUUCGAGCGGCGCCAUGGAGAGUAUUAUUCAUGCGAUGGAUCUUAUCCGUCCUGCGCUUUGGCGAGCAAGGUCCUUUCGCCUCAGUGUUCCCAACAAACCACAGGCACAUGCUGCCCUUCUGCGCUGUAAAGAAGAAGCUCCCUAUUUGGAAAGUCUCUGUAUCCGCGUAUUCCAUUCUAUGCAGGAAGAUCAAUACUCCAGCCCCUGCCUUCCGCUUUUUAAGGGGCACACUCCCCGCCUUCGUUCGUGCUCUUUCACGUCCUUUAAUUUCAAUUGGGACAGGAGAGUUGUAUCAAACCUGCGCGUGCUCCAACUAGGGGGCUACUGGAACGGGUCUUCACCAUCUGUCGACACCUUGCUAGAUAUUCUGCGAGGCUGUCCAGGUCUCGAAGAACUUGCAUUGCGCAACAUGUCGGACGUGGAUCCUGAAACUUGUGUUUCUCUCGAACAUGAGUUUAUGUCUACGAAGGUUGUGAAACUCCCAAGGCUUACCAAGGCAUCGUUCUAUUACGCAGGCAUCAUGCGCACGCGGAUGCUUCUUAGUCAAAUAUCGUUCCCUGCGCUUGAGUCACUCGACUUCUGCUACCUCGACAACCUCACACCAGUUUUGGAGCACCUUCGACAGCAAUCUCUUACUUCCCUUCCACUGAAGUAUCUUCGUAUUGAGUCAAGUUUUUUGAACGAACCGAAGUUUAUAAUACUACUUCGGCGACUAACAUCAUUGGUUACUCUGGAGUUGGUGGAUGUGGAAGAUAUCACAUGCUUCUUGUUGAAGAAUCUUUCCUCGCCGCCUGUGGCCCAUCCUUGGGUGUGCCCCAAGCUAGACCGUCUCAACCUUGACGGGUGCACUGCACUCGAGUGGGAUGCUCUACGAGGACUUGUGGAAUCUCGCCUCUCUGGUCGUCCACCUCAACUCUCUUCUGCUUCGACUGCAGUAGCUUCGCGCUCAUCCUUCGUAUCCACCGCGUCUGCUUCUGCCCAUAUCCACGCCUUGUCCCUAAGCCGUUCUGCGACGCCCACAAUGCAGCCUCGUCGUCUAUCGUCGAUUGAUGUUACACGCUGCCAUCAGAUCAGCAAAGAGAUGGUGCAGUGGCUCAAGAUGUACGUCCGCGAUGUUCGCUGUGAGCCAGCAAAGGGGAUAUGGGGAGAGUCUAUACUACCCUAG